Eremomyces bilateralis CBS 781.70 is the source of this 1464-nucleotide messenger RNA. Its product is annotated as putative aldehyde dehydrogenase. The record is from RefSeq and is a predicted model, not a curated record. The coding region runs from base 1 to 1464 and encodes 487 amino acids. Gene Ontology annotation, molecular function: aldehyde dehydrogenase (NAD+) activity. The transcript has 3 exons. NCBI's taxonomy places the organism in Eukaryota, Fungi, Ascomycota, Dothideomycetes, Eremomycetales, Eremomycetaceae.
AUGGCGACAGACGGCAUUUCUUCGUACAGGACGCAGCUGUUCAUCAACAACGAGUAUGUCGACGCAAAAUCCGGAAAGACCCUUGAUGUCUACAACCCCACUGAUGAAUCCCUGGUCUGUAAAGGGGUCCAUAUUGCCGGUGAAGCAGAUGUCGACGCAGCGGUUGACGCAGCAGUCGCGGCGUUCAAGAAAGGACCAUGGAACACCUACACUGCAGUGCAGCGGUCGGCUGUCAUGAAUAAAUUCGCGGAUCUCAUUGAAAGCAGGGUGGCCGAGUUUGUGCGACUGGAAACCUUGGCCAUGGGCGGUUCCUACGGCGUGCAAUCUUACGCCUGGGGUUUGGCUGCGCGAUGUUUUCGAUAUUAUGCUGGGUGGACCGAUAAACUGGCCGGCGAAGUCUAUCCUCCGGAAAAUGGGGAAUACCGAAUGGUCCGAUAUGAGCCCCUAGGUGUCUGCGCGGGUAUCGGUGCAUGGAAUGGGAGCUCCAUGUUGUUUGCCUGGAAAUGUGCACCUGCUCUUGCUGCCGGGAACGUGUUCAUUUUCAAGGCGUCAGAAAAGUCCCCGCUUGGAAUUGUCGCCCUGGGAGACCUGAUCAAAGAAGCGGGUUUCCCUCCAGGAGUCAUUCAAAUUGUCAAUGGCGCUGGAGAGACGGGGGGACUGCUUGCAAGUCAUAUGAAGAUAAACAAGAUCAGCUUCACCGGAUCGAUCAACGCUGGCCGUAAAGUCCAAGAAGCAGCGACGAAGAGCAACCUCAAACGUUGCACGCUUGAGCUUGGCGGCAAGUCUCCUGCCCUCGUGUUCAACGACUGCAACCUACAGAAUGCCGUCGAGAAAUGCGCGUUGGGUGUCCUCAUGAAUUCUGGUCAAGUGUGCAGCGCCGCUACCCGGCCUCUGGUACAAGAAGAAAUUGCCCCCAAGUUCAUUGAAUUGCUUAAGCAGCAAUUCGUGGGUGCUGGGAGCACCCUGGGAGCCGACCCUCUCAAGCCCGAGACCCUCUUCGGUCCCCUGGCGGAUAAAGCCCAAUUCGAGUCGGUGAUGUCGUUUAUCGAGAGCGGCAAGUCGAAGAGCGGAGGGGAGCUUCUGGUGGGCGGAAACAAGGUCGGAGAGAAAGGAUUCUUCGUUUCCCCCGCGAUUUUCCUGAAUCCGGACCUCGACUCCGACAUCUACAAGAAGGAGAUUUUCGGCCCGGUUGCUGCCAUCCGGACGUUCAAGACGGAAGAAGAAGCAAUCGAGCUUGCCAACGACACGACCUACGGCUUGUCUGCUUGCGUCUACACCACGAAUAUUGCCAAGGCACUCCGUGUCGCGGGUAAGCUUGAGGCAGGCACAGUGGCUAUCAACAACGCCUUCGUUCCCUCCAUAGAGGUUCCAUUUGGCGGGUACAAAAUGUCAGGCAUCGGUAGGGAAUCGGGCCGUCAUGGCUUGAUGGCGUACGUGGAAGUGAAGACCAUUUCGAUCAAGUAA